Molecule: messenger RNA, 858 nt
Organism: Geodia barretti
Lineage: Eukaryota; Metazoa; Porifera; Demospongiae; Tetractinellida; Geodiidae
Source: the annotation of a GenBank genome assembly
AUGCAACGUGUUGUCUUUGUCGUCGUUCUGCUGUGUGUGGGGCAGUGGGCACUAGGCCAAGAUUUUGACUGCAGCACCAGUGAAGGCCAAGAUGCUUACCUGAUAAGCCAAACGGCUCCCGAGUGCUACAAUCCCUUACUCGGCUUGCGAGUGGGCACGCAACCUACUGCUGCUGAAAUUGAAUUCGUAAGAUGCGUAAGCGGAUGUGUAAGACAAGUUGUAGAGUUCUUGCAGAGCACGGAAGAGUGCCGCAACAACGCGACCGUGCAGGGUGGCGUUGAUUACCUGCAGCACCAGCUUUGCGCCUACAAAGACGGCAAAGACCCAGCGACAAGUUGUGCCCUUGAAGUGUAUAAUCCCGACAUCGACUACCUUGUCGAGUCUUGCAUCGCAUGGUGGUAUCCAGAACCAGUGGACAAAACGAAGUGUCCCCCCCGUACUACCCCUAACGCGACCAUGGACUGCAACGAAGCAUUGAAGACUGCCACUGAAACGGAUUUGGGUUGCUGCUACAAGUUCCUUGGCUCGGAACUGGCGAUCGCCGAAGCAACAAGGGCAGUCGAAAUGGGUCUGGAGGACUAUGAUUAUGUUGUCCCUGAUGAUUUGGAGAUUGACGUGACUGAUCCAGCACUGUUUGAUGUCUGCGGUGUCUCCUUCCCUGAUAUGUGUAAAAGCCAGCUGACUAUGACAGAUUCUGCUCCAAGUCUGGUGGCCACACCACUGAUAGCUAUCCUGCUGGCCAUCGUAGCCAAACUGUUUGCUUAAUAGAAGCAACAUGUUAAAAAUUCACUUAGGAGCAUGGGUGCUCACACUACUUUAAAAAGACUGUUUAGUACGAGUAUGGAGUAGCACGAAAAG